Gymnogyps californianus (California condor) is the source of this 5996-nucleotide messenger RNA. It is a transcript of the gene MBTD1, whose product is annotated as mbt domain containing 1. Gene Ontology annotation, molecular function: zinc ion binding. Gene Ontology annotation, biological process: regulation of DNA-templated transcription. The record is from RefSeq and is a predicted model, not a curated record. The transcript is spliced from 16 exons. NCBI's taxonomy places the organism in Eukaryota, Metazoa, Chordata, Aves, Accipitriformes, Cathartidae. Bases 233 to 2125 code for a protein of 630 amino acids. Gene Ontology annotation, cellular component: nucleus.
CCCCUCUUGUGUGAAACCCCCUGGGGAAGAGGCUAUGGACAAAACCAUUGGCAAACAGCAGAAACUGGCUUCAGACAAAAUGCUGUCAUACAUAGCAAAUGAAGAGACAGGAAAAAACAUUUCUGUAAUUUUCCAGCAGAGAUUUUACUUAUAAUAAGAGUGGAAGGCACAUGUCCAGAUAGAGACAGAACAUACUUCACGAGCAGAAAGGAAAAGACGUGAUUCAUUCGGGAUGUUUGACGGUUAUGAUAGUUGUAGUGAGGACACCAGCAGCAGCUCCAGUUCAGAUGAGAGUGAAGAGGAGGUUGCUCCUUUGCCGUCCAGUCUCCCAAUUAUAAAGAACAAUGGACAGGUCUAUACUUAUCCAGAUGGCAAAUCUGGCAUGGCUACGUGCGAGAUGUGUGGAAUGGUUGGUGUCCGUGACGCUUUUUACUCUAAAACAAAACGCUUCUGCAGUGUGUCAUGCUCUAGAAGCUAUUCAUCGAACUCCAAGAAGGCCAGCAUUCUGGCCAGACUUCAGGUAGCGGGUAAACCUCCAACAAAGAAGGCUAAAGUUCUACAAAAACAACCCCUAGUGGCUAAAUUAGCAGCAUAUGCUCAGUACCAAGCAACUUUACAAAACCAGGCAAAGACUAAAGCAGCUGUCCCUGUGGAAGGUUUCAGCUGGGGUAACUACAUCAAUAGCAAUAGCUUUACAGCAGCUCCUGUUACCUGUUUUAAACACGCACCUAUGGGGACAUGCUGGGGUGAUAUCUCCGAAGGAGUGCGAGUGGAGGUUCCAAACACCGACUGCAGCCUACCUACCAAAGUCUUCUGGAUAGCUGGAAUUGUAAAAUUAGCAGGCUACAAUGCUCUGCUAAGAUACGAAGGCUUUGAAAAUGAUUCAAGUCUUGACUUCUGGUGCAACGUUUGUGGGUCUGACAUCCACCCAGUUGGUUGGUGUGCAACCAGUGGGAAACCCCUAGUCCCUCCUCGAACCAUCCAACACAAAUACACAAACUGGAAAGCUUUUCUAGUGAAACGACUUACUGGUGCCAAAACACUUCCUCCUGACUUUUCUCAGAAGGUGUCUGAGAGUAUGCAGUAUCCGUUCAAAACUUCCAUGAGAGUAGAAGUUGUUGACAAAACGCACCUUUGUCGAACAAGGGUAGCAGUUGUAGAAAGUGUCAUUGGGGGACGGUUAAGAUUGGUGUACGAAGAAAGUGAAGACAAAACUGAUGACUUCUGGUGCCAUAUGUACAGUCCACUCAUUCAUCAUAUUGGUUGGUCUCGAAGUAUAGGACACAGAUUCAAAAGAUCCGAUAUUACAAAGAAACAGGAUGGACAUUUUGAUGCACCCCCACAUUUAUUCAUGAAGGUAAAAGAGGUUGACGCAGCUGGAGAAUGGUUUAAAGAAGGAAUGAAAUUGGAAGCUAUAGACCCCUUAAACCUUUCGGCAAUAUGUGUGGCAACUAUUAGAAAGGUUUUAGCAGAUGGCUAUCUUAUGAUUGGGAUUGAUGGCUCAGAAGCAGCAGAUGGGUCUGAUUGGUUUUGUUACCAUGCCACUUCCCCUUCUAUUUUCCCUGUUGGUUUCUGUGAAAUUAACAUGAUUGAACUAACUCCACCCAGAGGUUAUGCAAAACUCCCUUUUAAAUGGUUUGACUACCUCAGGGAAACUGACUCAAUAGCAGCACCUGUAAAGCUCUUCAAUAAGGAAGUUCCAAACCAUGGGUUUCAUGUUGGAAUGAAACUGGAGGCUGUUGAUCUGAUGGAACCUCGCCUGGUAUGUGUGGCCACAGUAACCCGCAUUAUCCAUCGUCUUUUGAGGAUACACUUUGAUGGGUGGGAAGAUGAAUAUGAUCAGUGGGUGGAUUGUGAGUCCCCGGACCUCUAUCCGGUGGGAUGGUGUCAGCUAACUGGAUAUCAACUACAGCCUCCAGCACCACAAUCAUCAAGAGAUAGCCAGUCAAGUUCAUCAAAACAGAAGAAGAAAGCUAAAUCGCAACAGUACAAAGGACAUAAGAAAAUGACUUCAUUGCAGCUGAAGGAGGAGUUGCUAGACGGAGAAGAGUAUAGCUUCCUUCAAGGAGCGUCUGAUCAGGAAAGCAACGGAUCUGCCAGUUACUACAUCAAACAAGAACCAUAAGGCAGCUCAGAAAAGUGAGGGGCAGAGUAUUGGCGAUAGGAAAAGAGCCUUUCUCCAAGACUGACUGAUUUUGUUCCCACUUCGACGGUGCAGUUCAGGUGACUGUACCUGGGGCACUUUGCUAACUGUAGAUGAGUUAGACUCAGUUCAGAAUUUUUUGGAAGGGCGGGGAAACUAUUUUAGUGAAAAAGAUUUUUCAAUUUAUUAAAAACAAAAAUGGACACUUUUGUGUUGUAUUUGAAGCUUUUGAAAGAAUUUUGUAAUAUUUUCAAGUUCAGAUUUAUUGUGCAUUGUUAACAAGAACUGAAAUUCUAAUUUUUUGGUAAGAUUAAAGUUUAAUUAGCAUGAUUGUGGGAAGCGGUUGGAGGAAGAUAUAGUUGCAAAUACAAAUGAACUGUCAUGACAAAUGAACCUUUUUGGUACAAGUUGGGAGACUUUUAGACUCUUGUGAACUGCACUGGUCACGCCUCUGGUUUUUUAUUGUGAAAAUAAGGCAUUUAAGCCCUAACUUAGAGGCAUAAAUUGUAUGUGGAAGAUAGUCCUGUAAAGCUCUACUCAGUGAGUAGCCCCAAUUGCAAAGGAGCCAUCGCCUGAGGAAGAUUUUAACUUUUCAAGAUGUUUUUAUUUAGUUUAAAAUACUUUUUUUAUAUAAGAUUUUUUUUUUUAAAAGUUCCUUAGGGUCUGAUUCAGUGCCCAUUAAUAUCAGUAGCCUUGUCUCCACUGACUGCAGUGGGCAUUGGAUUGGGACUGUAAAGCUCUUGUCUGUACAUGAAUGUCUGUAGUCUUGGAAUGCUUCAGCAAAUGUUUACAGAGCCCUAUGCCAAACUGGAACUUCAGAAAAUUCCCUCAUUUGGAAGAUUAGUUUUAGCUAUGAAUUUAGACUAAAGAAGAAACUUAGACAGACAGUAACUCAGGCCUCCCUUGGUAGCGGGAAGGAACUUCUGAGUAUUCUUCUGAUUAUUUUUUUUCCAUUCAGAAAGACCUAGAUGUUUCCUUACCAUCUUAAAUAUUUAUUUGUGAACAUUCAAAACCAAUGUUCCACGUGGUUUCAGGUGAGCUAAAAGGAGCCGUACAUUGUGGAUUAAAAAAAUGAGUUCAGUUCUGCACAGCCUGCAAUAUUUUCUUGCUGCAAUAGUGUAAUAUGGAAGUUGAGACUUGAGAACAGUAUAUAAAUCAUAUACAGUCUAGUAUAUAAUUCAUAAACUGGAUUUGCUUAUUGCCUGGAAUCCUUGUGUCUCACUUCAAGUAUACAGUUAGCCCCACCUGCUUAACUGUCCAGAUUUUUUUAAAGGCAGGAGUCAUGUAAAAGGGUGAAAAUGACUACCAGUAAAAUACAAAGUAUUUUAGCAUAAGCUCUUAAUAAUUUGGAUUUUAUCUUUCCAUAUUUUUAAACUUUGUACAUUUUUGUAAAUGAUCUCAUUCAUGGAGUUGAUUAGUAAAAUGGUUAAUCAGCCCUGCAGAGCUGUGACUGGAAAAAUGUGCAUCAAGAGCUUUAGCUUUUACCAGUAAGGUUCAUUAACUAAACUCUCAGGAAUUAACUGCAUAUGUUCUAUAAGUGCUUCUGGGUCUUAGCAGGUCCCCUUCAGAGCAGUACAAUGAUCAUCUGACCCUUGACCAUAAAUUAGGGCUUAAAAAAAAAUUAAUCAAAAUUAUUAACUUCUGUGUUCCUACAGCCUAAGAAAUGCUUUAAGGAUAUCAACCCACAGAGCCCCAGGAGACCAUUUUUCUAUAUUGUAGUUUGAGCUUAAAAAAAAGUGCAUAGAAAGUUGAAAACCAGCAAUUUGAUUAUUUUCUAAAAUAUUGCUCUAACUUUGGGUACAUAGUAUUGGUAAUAUGCACAGGUUUACCUCAUUCUAUGCAAGAGGGGUUAAUUAUGUAAAGUUUUGUAUUUACUACUGGAAGUGAAAAAUGUCCUAUAUAGUGUAGGAAUGUCUGGAAUUCUUUUCUCCCUUACUGGUAAAAUUUCUUAAAUAAUGACCCCUUUUUAACAACAGCUUCUUAUACUGAUAGAAUCUGGUUAUCAGAUUAUAAGUAUCUGUAACUUCAGGUGGUAAAGACAUUUUAGCGCUCUGAAAAAGCCAUAAAAAGGACUUUGUCAGGCUUGGUAGACUUCAAAUACAUUCUCUCAGAUUCUGACCCACCCUUGGCGUUUCUUUUGAAGAGCCUGGAUUGGAGAAGUAGGAUUAGAGAUCAUUGCAAUGACACUUUGAGCCUUGACUAUUUUUUUUUUCCUAUGUUCUCAAUUUAACCUGCUGUAAAAUCCAGCUCUGCAAGCAUUCAUUUGGUUUGGUAAGUACAUCAUUAUUGAUUUUUUUUUUUAAUAUUUUUUUUUUAAUGCAACAACUUGCAGAUUGUCCCAGUCAGCUGGAACAAGGUUGGCACAAUCUUGCUUUCUUCUCUCAUCAGUAGCUUCUGACUUCAGUAGAAAAACAGUGGCAUUAAUUUGUGUUUCAUAAUGUGAAAACUUGGGCUAGUAACGAGCAAGGUAUAUUGCCAAGUCACUAAACCUUGGGCUUCUGUGUAUUGCCCAGGCUCAUACCUGAUUUCUGAGUUACAGUCUUCAAAUGUCAAGAGGGAAAAUGAGCACUUAGGUUGAACACACUUCCUGUGUUGGAGAAAUGUAAGAAUUGGAUUUGAAGUCUGUCAGUCUUUAUAAUGUUCUUUAAAAAUAGGUAUUUUAUUCAUUGAACACUAAAGUAUGUGACUUGACCUGCAUUCUCAGAUACACGUGUGACUUCAGUAGGAGUUGGGUGAAAUUUCUCUUGUGUUUCUGAAUUCAAAAUAUACCUAAAUUGUGUAAUUGUCAAGUACAGUGAAAUCUGUCCUAAGCAAACCACAUAAGGAACUAAUCGAAGUCACUUGCUUAGGAGAGGUUUAAGGAAAACCUGAGCAAAAUUCUACCAGGUAUUUGGAGUGGUCUCUUCAAGAAGUGGGCUACCUGUUGGCUGUGGUAUCCAUAGUAUAGGCUUCACUGUAUUUGUAAAGCAUUCGUUAGUAAGAUGGCUCUAGGUGUUUUUAUCUUCGCUUUACUCUAAGCCAUGUUACUUGGCUAAAAGAGCAGCAAAGUGUCGGCCAUCUGAAAUCUUCAAUGGGGUCAGACUAGUUUCAGUAUUUGGCAUAGCAGGUUUUUAUAACCAUAAGGUAGCGCAAGUUAUGUACCUUACUUUGCAGCUACCCUUCUUUUAUUGCUCAAAAUCUUUCUGCUGAUCUUUGAUUUUUAUGUUAUUUUAAAUACAACUCUUUAACCUUUUCCUUGCUGCAUCUGAGGAAAGCUAAAGCAGUUACCAAUUCCUUGUUCUACGGAUACUAACACGGGUUUCAGUGUUUGUUUGUUUUUUUUAUUGUUGUUUUAUGUGAUGUGAAUACCCUCUCCCGUCAAUAUUUGUAUGAUGGUGCUAAUAUAUUUGGUAACAAUCCUUUAUUGGGAAGGGAUUUUAAAAAACUGUGAUUUAAACUGAAUUUUUCUUCCUUUUAAUUUUCAUAUUUAAAACAAAAAGCCACAGCCAUUUAUACAAAAAAGGCAUCAGCUUUGGCCCCUGGGAAAACGUUGGGGCGGGAAUCAAGAUUAAACAAAUAGGGUUUUUACAUCAUUUCUGUAUGUAUUUGAUAUAUAGAUCAAUAUCUGUACAAAUUUAAUCUUUUAUUUUCUUGGUAAUUUGUGUGGUCAAUGAGAGAGAGUAUUUAAAGCUUUCUCAUGCAAUGUACAUAACUAAGUGAAAAAAAAUGCUUUUGGAGAAAUUAAUGUUACUUUCAUUUUUACGAGACUGCAGAUUUCCAGCAUGGAUGUGAAAAGCAUUAAAAUUAUAACUUUGUGUACAAGAUGAAAAGAAUUCACUAAAUUUGCCUUUUUUACACAAAAUAAAAAUGAUAA